ACUUCCGGAGAUGGAAGAUGGCUGAUGAUUCUGAUUCAGUGGCAUCAUCAGGCAUGGUGUCUGAAGAUGAAAUGUUUGCAUCUUCAACAUCUAACACAAUCAAAGCUGAAAGGCCCAGAGUUUCAACAAAUGAUUCUGAUUACUCUUCAUCGUGUACGCGGCGUAAAGUGAAACUUAAAGAUGAAAAAGUUUGUGGUGUGUGCGGUGAUAAAGCAUUGGGGUAUAACUUUAAUGCGAUCACCUGUGAAUCUUGCAAGGCAUUUUUUAGGAGAAACGCUUUGAAAGAUAAGACAAUGGUGUGCCUUUUUGAAAAUAAAUGUGUUGUUGAUAUUCGAACUCGGCGUUUUUGCCCAGCUUGUCGAAUCAAAAAAUGUUACAACAUUGGAAUGAACAGGGAUAUGAUAUUAGAUGAUAGUGAAAGAAAGAAACGAAUGAGUAAGGUGAUGGCCAAAAGAGAACCCUCUUCCACCACACCACUGAUGAUGAAUAUUAAAACAGAGAUAGAUACAGAUGACUCCAUGAUGGGGCUGGUAUCUGGUGACCACACCUCAGAUAUAGAAAGACCACCUACACCUUUUGGCAAAUCUCAUGGAGAGAAAACUGACAUUGUAUUCAAACACAUCCCAAAGCAUCUGCUACCAGUGGAUGACAGUAUGUUUUACAAACUGACAUCGGAAGAAGCCUCGCUUCUCAAAGACAUUACACAGGCGUACCGGGAUACGUUAGCUGCCAUGCCUGAAGUGGGCCCGUAUUCAGAAGAAAAAAAGUACACCAAGCCUGCAGAUCUAGUUAACCACUCUGAGAUUUGCGUCAGGAAACUGAUCAUGUUUGUGAAACAUUUAAGUGAUUUCAAACGCCUCAGCCAGGAGGACCAAAUAGCUGCGCUGAAAUCAUGUGUUAUGAAGACUCUUCUGCUGCGCUCAGCUCUGUUUUACAGUAUAGAAAGGGAUGCUUGGCUGACUCCCAAUGGAGAAAUACCAUCCAGUAUACUCAAACGGUCUACAGGCUUUGUUUCAUUACAUAACAAUCACGUGUACUAUUGUCAGAGGGUCAAAUCAAUGGCUUUAGAUGACUGCAGCUUAUAUGCUCUACUCCAGGCAUUGAUUAUUUUUGAUCCCUCUGGGGCGAACCUCUCAAGCAGAGAGUUUGUAUCCUCACUACAGGACAGGUACAUUUUACUCUUGAAACAUUACCUCGAGUCCAAAUUCUCGUACGAGUUUGCUAAAGAAUAUUACGUCAGCGCCCUCGACCGAAUCUGUGACUUGAGAGCUCUAAGUGAGGAGCAUGCCAAGGUCUUGUUGCAAGUCAACCCUAUAGAUGUGGAGCCUCUGAUGCUGGAGGUUCUUAAUCUGAAGUAAAUGGAAGUCUUGUGUAGCUAGAAAACUAUUGUCCCAGAACUAAAGCUCCUAGCAGAUUAUCUAUUUAUAGAUGAUUGGCUAAUCCAAUGUAAUGUACCUUUAUCUGGUUUAAGGUCUAAAAACAGAAAUUUGUGAUAUAAUAUAAGCAUAGUGCAAUUAUUUUUAGUUUUGGAAACUUUUUUUUUUUGAAAAAUAUUUUUUAAAUUCAUUUUUGGCAACUACAAAUCAGGUGUAUAAUUUCUGAUGCAGUUUAUUAAUGUACCUACAGUAAAAGCUGGAAGCUCCUUAACUCUUUUUCUACACUGUAGCUAAAGGGGCGGAGGUUUGGGGUGUGGAGCAAGAUAGGAAUAAAGCAAAAUUAAAAGCCACUAUUAUUUAACUAAUUUGAUGUAUAACUAUAAAGUGUAAAGCUAUGGCCUGCACUUCUUAGAAGUUCACCUCUUGUGUCACCAUGCAUUAGGCAGCGCCAAGGAUAUGCGGUUGAAAUCAUUUUUUGUUGUAACCAUCUGUAUAUCCUACUGUUUUGUGGUAACUGUUACAUUGAAACUUUGCCCUGUGAUGUGUCAAAAACAUGUUCCUUAUCUGGACUAAGAACUAUUUAUUACAUGUUUGUUGAUGUACCUUCAUUGCUCAUUUGGAUUUUUGUCUUUAUGAUAAAAGAUGAAAUAUUUGGUGGGAUUUUAAUUUCCAUUAAAUAACUUAAUUUUCAAAGAUGUUCAUUCAUGCUAAAAUUAAUGUUAUGAAAUUCUUUUAUUUUUAAUUUUUUUUCAAAAUAUUUUAAAAUAUAUAAAAACAAUAACAUUUGGUAAUCAGCAGUUUAAAAAAUAAUUAUUAUUUAUUUUUAUGAAAUGUAAAUCCAUUUAAAUGGAUCUAUGUCAGUUUCUUAAAAAGAUUUAUCCAAAUGCUUUUCUGACGAGUUACAUUUA
Molecule: messenger RNA, 2284 nt
Organism: Physella acuta
Lineage: Eukaryota; Metazoa; Mollusca; Gastropoda; Physidae
Product: nuclear hormone receptor HR96
Biological process (GO): negative regulation of transcription by RNA polymerase II; positive regulation of transcription by RNA polymerase II; cell differentiation
Molecular function (GO): RNA polymerase II cis-regulatory region sequence-specific DNA binding; nuclear receptor activity; zinc ion binding
Source: RefSeq, a predicted model, not a curated record